Scutellospora calospora is the source of this 437-nucleotide messenger RNA. Lineage: Eukaryota; Fungi; Glomeromycota; Glomeromycetes; Diversisporales; Gigasporaceae. The record is from the annotation of a GenBank genome assembly.
CUUUUUCUGCUGGAUUCGUUGGUUCUGGUGUAAUUUUCAUGAAAGUUUUUUCUGCUGGUGCUUUUGGUUUAAUAGCUGCUAAUGCAUUUAAUCUUUCAACACGUAUCACUUGGAGUUGGAAUUUUAUUAAAAAUUAUUUCUUAAAAAAUCGUAAUUACUCUCAAAAUGAAUUAAAAGAAUUACGAAGAAUGUUAUCUUUAUCAAAUCUAUUACCACGAUCAUUAGUAUUGAUAUCAUUCUUUUUAUCUUGGGUUAUAACUUUUUGGUCAAAUGAAUAUAUUGGAUGGGCUACUAUGGAUGCAAAGUUGAAACAUGCUGGAGUUGGUUGUUUUUGCGCAAUUAUUGUUGCCAGUAUUACGUACCAGCAAGAAAGAAUAUUUAUACAAGAUGUGACAAGCCUUAUUCGCGGUGACAGUCAGUCAAAGAAAUUGGAUUAA